AGAAACUUCACACUGGCUAACAAAAAGAAAAACCAGCCAGAAGCACCAAAACAAGUUCUGUGAAUUUUUUAAUAAAAUAAUGCUAAUCAUAUAAUUUAAACAAGUAUUAAUUCCAAAAGAUAUAUAUUUAAUUUAAGUUAAAAAUGUCUAGUCCACUUGUUAUGAGGAUAAUGUCCUUAUCCAUAAAUACAGCCAAACGAGCGGGAUCUAUAAUAAGAGACGUUAUGCAAAAGGGCAACUUGGGUAUCGUUGAAAAGGCUAAAGAUGAUCUCCAAACAGAAGCAGACAGAUCAGCACAACAAUGUAUAAUUGCCUCGCUGAGUAAACAAUUUCCCAAAGUCAAUAUAAUUGGCGAGGAGGGCAGUAGCGACUUGAAUGUGUCACAUGAUUGGUUGGUUACCGAAAUGGACUUGGAGUUCUUGUCGAAAACAUGCCCAUCAGACUUGAUCGAUGUCAAAGAUGAGGACUGUAUCGUUUGGGUAGAUCCUCUAGAUGGCACAUCUGAGUACACCCAAGGAUUCCUGGAGCACGUUACCGUGCUAAUUGGAAUUGCUGUUAAGAACUCUCCCGUUGGUGGGGUCAUUCAUCAACCCUAUUAUAAGCACGAUACUGGAGAGGUGGGACGUACUAUAUGGGGACUCAAGGGAAUCGGUUGUGGUGGAUUUGAAUUGAAAACUGCACCUGACGAUACAUUUAUCAUUACCACAACGCGAUCACAUUCCAAUCCAAUUGUUCAGAGUGCCUUGGAGGCACUGAGUCCAAGUGAAGUUAUUAAGGUGGGAGGAGCUGGAUACAAAGUGUUGCAACUGUUGGAGGGCAAAGCGCAUGCGUAUGUCUUUGCAAGCCCAGGGUGCAAAAAAUGGGAUACUUGUGCUCCCGAAGCUGUUCUCGAAGCUGCCGGCGGAACAUUGACGAAUAUGUUUGGUGAUCAUUAUGAAUAUCACGUUGAUGUGGAACAUCCAAAUAGAGAAGGUGUUCUGGCAACCAUUGGAACCAUCUCGCAUAGCGAUAUUGUAAAGAAGAUACCCCAAAAUGUUAAAGAUGCUUUGAAAAAGUAAAACAUUAAUUUUAAGUACAGGUUUGUGCCGAAGAGGGUUUGUGCAUUGUAAAAAUAAUCUCAUUCCAAAUGAAAUAAAAAUUGAUUAGUGUGCUUGUAAA
Messenger RNA from Eupeodes corollae, 1158 nucleotides. RefSeq names its product 3'(2'),5'-bisphosphate nucleotidase 1. Gene Ontology annotation, molecular function: 3'(2'),5'-bisphosphate nucleotidase activity. The transcript is spliced from 2 exons. The record is from RefSeq and is a predicted model, not a curated record. The coding region runs from base 144 to 1058 and encodes 304 amino acids. Gene Ontology annotation, biological process: phosphatidylinositol phosphate biosynthetic process. NCBI's taxonomy places the organism in Eukaryota, Metazoa, Arthropoda, Insecta, Diptera, Syrphidae.